Molecule: messenger RNA, 327 nt
Organism: Penaeus monodon (black tiger shrimp)
Lineage: Eukaryota; Metazoa; Arthropoda; Malacostraca; Decapoda; Penaeidae
Product: acidic proline-rich protein PRP25-like
Exons: 3
Coding region: 1-327 (108 amino acids)
Source: RefSeq, a predicted model, not a curated record
AUGUCGCCUUUUGGCACUCGCACUGGCCCUGCCAACACCCCAAAACAACCUCUGAGUACCCCCCAACGUCCUCCCAGACCGAGAGGGGGGCUCAAGCUGAACCCGUUCCCAGACCCUAGCCCAAAAAACCGCCCAAAGAGCGGUCCGAAACGACCCAGGGGGGAGAAAGACUCUGAGGGAGAGUCUGGACCCCCUAGGGUUCCCACAUUCAAAGGGUUUCCCCAAAACCCGAAAGGGUAUGGAAGCUUCCCAAUGUCGAAAAAGAAAGACCCAAUAGGCAAGCCUGAGCCUGAAAGGACCCCAGUCACUACCUUGUUUGGGGUUUAA